Prorocentrum cordatum is the source of this 5259-nucleotide messenger RNA. The record is from the annotation of a GenBank genome assembly. Lineage: Eukaryota; Dinophyceae; Prorocentrales; Prorocentraceae.
AUGUGCGCCCUCGCAACCUUCGGCCGCCUGACGAUGGUCGAAGCGUGCACCCACGAGGACUCGAAUCUCGGGAAGGUGUGCGACGAGAAGGGCUACCACUACGAGCGGCUCGGCCUCUUCAACGAGAACGACCUCAGCAAGCCGCAGGGCUACCAUAAGGCGAAGUUCCUGCUAGACGAGAAGCGCCCGGAGCUCUUCGUCAGUACACCACCCUGCGGUCCAUGGUCGAUAAUGCAGAACGUCAACCAGCGCAACGAUCAACAGAAGGAGAACCUUCGCAGGAAGCGGCUCAAGAGCCAGCGGAUCUUCGAGAACAACAAGAGGCUCAUCGAGCACCAGGUGCUCAACCUGAACGGCUCGGCCCUCGCCGAGCAGCCCCACAACAGUCGUUCGUGGCAGAAGACCUGCUGGAAGGAUCUCCACAAGAUCCUACCGUACGAGGUGAUCGUGGAUGGCUGCGCCUGCGGACUACGAGCCCCUGACACGGGCGAGCUCAUGAAGAAGCGCUGGAAGUUCUUGACGAAUGACAGGAGGAUCUGGGUAGCUCUACAACCUCUACAGUGCCGUGGAGGACACUACCACGAGGAGAUAGAGAGCAGCUUGAGGACCGAGGCCUCGGGCUCCUACCCCAAGAUGCUGUGCCGCCGGAUCCUCAGGGCUCUGACCAAGAGCCAGAACCAGAACUACUUCGAGGACGAGGUUGUGAACUGCCUCUGCAUGGCAGCUACCCAGCAGCCACCGACAGAGCCUACGCCAGAGGAGGACGAGCCGACUCUCCCACCACGAGACGGCAAGGAAGCGCACAACCUCACCAACGAGACGGUCAAGAAGCUCGAGAGCUACAUCAGAUUGGUGCUUUUUGACGCUUUCUCGUGGAUCCGUCGCAGCACGAACACGAACGUGAUGGCGCUGGCGAUACUCGACGCCGGCUCGGACAUCCUCUACGUGCGGCUGAUCGACGAGAAGCCGAUCCCGGGUACUACCCGGCAAGUUCGUGCAGGCGACCUUCGGCAUAUCUUUGCUACAAAAUGGUUCCCCUGGAUGGGACGCCCGAAGGUCAUGCGCUACGACCCUGCCGGCAGCGCCAUCUCCGACGAGUUCCGCGAGUGGAUCGAGAGCCAGGGAGUCUACUGUCUCCCAUGCGCGGCCGACGCCCACUGGCAGAUCGGCAAGAUCGAGCGUGCCAUUGAAGCCUUCAAGGAGGCCCUCGACGCUUUCGACGAGAUGGUCUCAGCCGAAGUACCCACCAGCGAGAUGUUCGGACUCCAGACGGCGGCCAGGAACGACCUGAUCAGGAUCGACGGGUUCAGCCCGCUGCAGCGCUAUGCGGGACGGACGCCGACUGGGACGACAGUCAAUCUGUCGGACGAGCCGAACAACCUGCCGCUCAUCAGUGCCGAGCUGCAGGACGGUACCUUCAGCAGGGACGCCCAGGUACGACGAAUGGCGCGGCUGGCUCACAUCCAGACCGAGAACUCUGACCGAGUCAAGCGAGCGGAGGCCGCGCGCUUCAGGUCCUUCAAGAAGUACGAGACGGGCGAUCUGGUUUUCGUCUACCGACGGCUCCCACCAGGGGCCUGGCGCAAGAAGGGACAGCCUCGCUCAAUGCCUGGGCGAGGACGCUGGUACGGACCUGGACGAGUACUUUGUCACGAGCCAGCGAGCUCGGGACACCGACCUGGUCUACCUGGGACGGUGGUCAAUAUCACACUGGCUGGCCGCCUCUACCGAGUUGCUCCAGAACAACUUCGACCUGCCACGCCUUCUGAGGAGGCGAUGGACUCCCUACGCUCGCGCCGCGAGCAGCCGGGGACCUGGACCUUCGGCGAUGUCCAGAAGCAGCUCGACACGAAUGAAGUGAUCGACUUAUCGAACGAGCCCCCGCCCACUGGCGAGGACUGGAAGAGCGACCUCUACCUGGACCGCGACCUCCCAGAAGGCGGCCACGAAGCUGGACUACCCGAGGCAGCUGAGCAGCCCAUCGAGGAGGAGAUCGUCAUGGAAGCCCCUCCCGGCGACGACCAGGAGGAGCGCGCGUCGCAGCGGCCCAUCGUGGCGGAGACUGACGAUGACCUCGACGAUAUCUCAGCGCCCGACGUGAACGAUAAGCGCCGGAUCCGAGAGCCCGGCACAACCGAGCCCCCGGCUAAGAAGCAGCGGGUCAACGCUGCGACCCAGGAGGCCUUCUCCUACUACCUGCAGGAGGGCAACUUCUACAGCGACUAUGCCUACAGUGUCCAGCAGUACGACGAUAUGAAGGAGAACGACGAACUUAUCGUGCUGGACAUCCCUGUCAGCAACGAGCAUGCGUUCAUGGCCUACAUGGACGAUCCCAGCAACUUCGUGGCAUCGCAGGCCCGCAAGGGCCGAGUGGAGGUCUCAUUUAAGAAGGCGACGCCUGAGGAGAAGAAGCUGCUACUCGAGGCCCAGCAGAAGGAGUGCACCUCAGUCCUCAGCACGAAGGCCGUCAGGAUCCUCAGCCGACAGGGGAUCGACCCGGCGCGCCUGCUGCGCUGUCGCUUCGUGCUGACCUGGAAGAAGGACACGCUCAAGACGCUGCAGCUGGAAGUGAUACAGUGCGAGCCGUGCGUCUGGGUCAUUCGAGACGGCACGAAGCUGGUUGGCAUGGUUAUCCUACACGUCGACGACAUGAUGAUCGCCGGCGACCAUCACAACUCGGCAUUCCUCAAGAAACGACAGCAGAUACAACAGGCCUUCGAGUGGACACCUUGGGAGAGCCGAGCGUUUGUGCAGUGCGGCAUCAGUAUUCGACAGAAUGAGGACUACACCUGCAGUCUCGCACAGGACAGCUACAGCCUGAACGUGGAGCCCAUCAAGAUACGACGUGGACGCAAGCCCACGGAAGGAGUUUCAGACAAAGAGAGAUCAGAUCUACGAGGCCGACUUGGUACAGUCGGAUGGCGAGCUCAGCAGUCGGCCCCGUGGCUCAGUGCAGAAGUCUCUCUACUCCAAGCGGAGAUACCUACGGCGACGGCCUCUACCAUCCAGAAGAUCAACAAGCUGAUCCGCACCAUGAAUGACACUGCCGACGUAGUCAUGCUCAUCCCGGCCAUCGAGCAGAUCGCUGUGGUUGGCUGGGGCGAUGCUGCCUGGGCCGCUCGCAUUACUGGCGAGUCCCAGGGUGGCGAGAUGAUCGUGCUGGCACCACUGUCUUUCCUGAGUGGCUCGACAGAGACGGUAGCGCUUAUCUCAUGGAGAUCAUGCAAGCUACCGCGAGUGGCCAGAAGCAGUACGAGUGCGGAGGUUCAAAUGAUGACAGAGACCCUCGACGAGAUCAGCUACGUGCGCCUGUUCAUCUACGAGUUAGAGUGCGGCCAAGUGGACUACACCAACAAGCAACACGUGAACGACGCCAUCUCAUCCUGCCCUGGCGUACUGGUCACAGACGGUAAGUCGGGCUACGACGCGAUCGAGAAGAGCGAGUCAGCUGGUCUCGGCCUACGUGACAAGCGGACGAGCAUCGAGUGUCUAGGCAUUCGACAGCAGAAGGAGCAGACGGCCCUCCAGAUACGCUGGGUCCACAGCGAUGCCAUGCUAGCCGACGGCCUCACCAAGGAUCGAGCCGCCAAGGUCUUGCUAGAGUUCUUCCGGUCAGGUCAGCGCUGGAGACUCGUGGACGACCCCCUGCACCGCAGUGCCAGGAAGCGCAAGACCGAGGGCAUGGACAGGCUGGACCACGGCAAGCCGUUAUCAGCAGACGACGAUGAAGCUAUGCUGGAGGCCCUGAUCUACUUCGCUCGCGACAAUCCCUACGAGCAGGCAGUCUUCAGCGCAGCGUACCACAGCGGCGACUUCACUUCCUCGCAGAUGUGCAAGGGCGUGCGCCUGAAGCGGGCCCGCAAAAGUACGAGUCAACUAAGCUAUGGCUUCAAAGCCACAGUCGCGCUCAGCAUGGACCACAAUGCCGGCUGUGAGGACGCCAACGAGUGGACGGUGAAGGCAAUAUUGUCCGACGUUAUGAAGGCACCGCGGCACGCUCGGAGCGGAGGGGUGCAGUCCGCCGCGCUGGAGGGCCACUGCGCCGGCGACCCACGGCCGGUUAGCAAGGGUUCGACUGGCAGUUUGCAGCGACGGCGGGUACGGACUUCACCAGCAAACCAUGACAUCUAGCGACCAGCUGUUGAUCAAGUGAAGGGCCUUGGAAACCACCGUAUGCAAUGUCAGGCUCUCCGCCGUGAUUCUGUCGCGUUGCCGGCGGAGGCCCUCCACGCGCAGCGGGGAGCCCCAUUGUUUAGGGAGUUACGCGCCCCAUUAUUUCCAAUGACCUCUCGCGUUUGACCCGCAGUCGGUCUCCUGCUGAUGCUGCCGCUCCUCCUCCUCCUCUCCCUCCUGCCCCUUUUUUUCCUCCCCAUCCACCGCAUACUUGUGCAUGGCGUGAGUUGUCUCACAUUCGAUAGAUUGCAUCAUUGUGUGACGCUGCCUGGUAGUAUGCUCGUGCCCGUGUACACUCUCCGAGCCGCGCCAGAGCGCUCGUCAGGCGGCCUGCUCGAGCUCGUGCGGAGUUCUGUGGAUAAUCUGGCUCCCAGUACCCUGCAUCUUCCUGCUUCUGCGGCUGCCCUCACUGUGUUGAGGCUUACUCCCGCAACGCGGCGCCGCGCCCGUGGCAAAUGCGCCUCUUUAGCGCGUGCACCUUCUGCUGCUGCGGGCGCGAGUCCGUCGACUGUUAUAGUACUGGACCCGCCGCAUGCCUCGGACCUUCACAUCGCCCGCAGCACGCGCGCAUUCCAUUUGGACUGACGCUAGGUGUGAGUAGUUGCGUAGUGCCUGCGUAUAUAGGUAUAUCUAUAUAGUUGGUCGCCUGGGCCGUAUCGGGAUCCGUAUUCGCACACGGCGUCAUUUCGUCUUGUCGGCCUUGCUGCGGUUCAGCCGCUCUUCCUGCUCCCCUCUGUUCUCUCCUUCCCCCUGGCCCCCGCCUUCUUGCUCCCACUCGCACCUCCUCUCCCCCCCCCUUUGUUUCACGAGGCUCGCCUGGCACCCUCGCCGUGGGGGGGAGGGGCUGCUUUCGGGAACCCUCCUCCACGGUGUGCUCCGCUCCACGGAGGGGGUGUCGGGCUCCGAACUCGGACGACGCCCAGCCGUGCGUCAGACCAGCUCCAUGCACGCCGCCGGCGCGUGCCGGCACGCGCAGAAGCGUCCCGUGGGUCUGGCUGACGCGGACACCCGACUUGCCCACACAGCGGACGCCAGGCACUGCUCCGUUUGUCCAAGGAGCGCCAGAUCGCGAACAGAAACUCGUUG